UAUUGAAGUUGUUGGUAUUGUGCACUUUUAUCCAUAAUCCACCACCAACCUUCUUUUUCCACCGAAUUUUAAUUUUUAUUUUUAUUGAAAAUAGGUGAAGCAAAUGAAGAAUAAGUCUCCCAAAUGUGAUCAACGUACGGACAAAUCAAGUAAAAAUCUUAUUUCUCAUUUCCUUAAAUCUCUCAUUUUGCCAAAAAAUUAAACGUCGUCAAGUUAUUAUGGCAAGCUUCAGCCUAAGCUCCGGGAACCUUUUCCUGCGAAGUGCCGGGAAAAGCCGAAUUAUGGUAGCGAAAUUGACAAAAGACGUUCACUCGAGCGUCGUCGAAACGAAGGAUUGGGAGGUUGUGGAAAUUGUAGGAACCAAUACGAGCUACGAUAGUUUGGAUAUCUUUGGUUGUAAGAUCAAAGGACAAGAUCUUAACAGAAUAGCCAUUAAUCUUUGUAAAUCGCGAUUAUGGGUCAAUAUGGAAGGAAUUAGUUUCAUAAGAUUGGGAGUCAUGAGCUUAUCGUUACAUGUAGUGUUUUAUCAGAGCAACGAGUUGUUCGAUUGGGCUCGAUAUGGUGUGAAGAAAACAGAUCCUAACACCGCGAAGAGCGACGACGAUGGCAAGAGCUUGGAGGACUUGAAGAAAGAGCUGAAGGAGUACAAAGACAAGCUGAAAGAAAAGGAGAAGGAAAUCAAGGAAGGAAAAUCUGCUGAGGAUUUUAAGAAGAUCGAGAAGGAACUGAAAGACAAGAAAGAUGAAGUUUUAAAGUUCACAAAAGAUGGGAAGCAAAAAGAUUCAGAUAUCAUUAAAUUGAAGGACGAUCUUAAGAAAUCGAACGAUAAAAAUAAGGAACAUCAAAAGACAGCAAAGAAAACUAAGGAUGAUCUAGACGCGAAAAUCAAGAAAUUGGAAGGUACCAUAACAAAUAAUUCGUCAGCUAUUACGCAGUACGAUCAGGUUUUACACAAAUGGAGACGUCCUGUUUUGUCAAUAAGAUUUAACACGUUGAGUUCAUACAAUUCGAAUUUGUAUUAUUCGCCGGAUCUGAAUAGUAUGCCAACUUACAAACCAGUUGAUGAAAUUGUUCUGAAUAGAUAUCCUAGUGGUAUUAAUGUAUGGGUUAGUAGUGGUUCAUUCGAAAAGGAUAACUGGUGGUUCAUCAAAAGAAAAGAUGAAAACGGAAGCUACGAAUCGUUGUUCGCGUUCUAUGGAGGUGUUUAUGAUAAUACUUCAACAACAUAUGGUGGAACAAGUAUUAAUGUCAAAAUACCUUAUAGUAAUGGAGCAACAUUUAGGUCUAAUGUUCGUUUUCUUGUUGUUGCUUUGCGCGGAUAUGGUUCUGUUUUCGGGUUUUGCUAUUAAUAUGUUGCUCAUUUAAAUACUACGCCUAUUUCAAGAGAGAAAGUGGACAACCAUUGUUGGUUUUAAUUAAGCUAAGUUUUGUUUUUCUCGA
Spinacia oleracea (spinach) is the source of this 1440-nucleotide messenger RNA. RefSeq lists its product as uncharacterized. The record is from RefSeq and is a predicted model, not a curated record. The transcript has 2 exons. The coding region runs from base 219 to 1349 and encodes 376 amino acids. NCBI's taxonomy places the organism in Eukaryota, Viridiplantae, Streptophyta, Magnoliopsida, Caryophyllales, Amaranthaceae.